AUGCCACCAAAGGUUGUAUCUGGUAAAGCUGCGAAGAAGGCAUCCAAGGCUAAGUUGCCUAAGGUUGACAAGAAGAAGAAGAGGAGGAGGAAGGAGAGCUAUGCUAUCUACAUCUACAAAGUCCUCCGUCAAGUUCACCCUGACACUGGUAUAUCAUCCAAAGCCAUGUCAAUAAUGAACUCCUUCGUCAACGAUAUUUUCGAGCGUAUUGCCGCUGAGGCCAGCAGGUUGUCGCACUACAACAAGAAGUCGACCAUCUCAAGCCGCGAAGUUCAGACAGCUGUCCGUCUCUUGUUGCCUGGUGAGCUUGCCAAGCACGCCGUGUCAGAAGGAACCAAGGCUGUCACGAAGUACAGUGGCUCGAAGUAA
Molecule: messenger RNA, 369 nt
Organism: Trichobilharzia regenti
Lineage: Eukaryota; Metazoa; Platyhelminthes; Trematoda; Strigeidida; Schistosomatidae
Source: the annotation of a GenBank genome assembly